GUUGUGGUUUACGAGACUUUAUUUAUGAAUUAUAUGAAUUGAUCUACGCGUUAAACUAAUCCCAGGCACGUUCUUCCGCCACGUAGAUAACCGUUGUUGUUGUCAAUCCUACUACUCACCAUGUACAAAGCCAAAAUCUUGCAAAAAAUCAAAUCGGUGGCAGAAGCCCAUAAGAAUAAAGUCAAAGAUGAGUCCUUCCUAAGCAUCGAGUGCAAGGAUUGCAAAACACGCGGACGUUUCAACAAGGCAUACCAUGAAUGCAAGUUUUACAAAGCAGUUUCUGCGCGUGAUGUUGGAAGUAGCGGUAAGAAACGUAAGCAAUCAGCUACAAUCAAGGAAGAAAAGAAGCAAGCAAAGAGAAAGAAGAAGCAAACAACUGGAGAUAUCAAGUGUAUCAGUUGUGGCUUAAAGGGUCAUUCUACUUCUCGUUCUCUCGAAUGUCCCAAUCACAUUGCUUCAAAGGAAGAAGUUAUUACCUCGACGCUUGGAGAAGGCUCCACUGUAUUCACGAGGAAGCUUCCUCUUACGUCUGCUGUGAAGCCAGAGUUUCGCGAACAAUUCCAAGAAAAAGUCAUCUCUUGCUGCUCUGACAUAAGGAGAAUAGUAUUCUCUAGUCAAUUAUUCGUUAACUCCAAGAAAGACAGUAAAGAAGCCAACAAAGACAGGUCUAUUCCUGAUGUAUUCUGCCAGCAAUUCUGGUAUUCAGUAGUAAAACACAAGCUGACCGUGGGAUAUAGCCAAUGCCUUACAGAGGCAGCAAAGGAAUUGAGCGUCUCUUACACAAACUCCAUUGUAGAGCGCUUCGAGCAGCGCUUAACAAAGUUCCUUACUUACAAAUUGAGAACUAUGCUCCCGAAUAUCAAACGCACUGAUGUACAAAGAAUUGUACAGCUGUAU
Molecule: messenger RNA, 897 nt
Organism: Mycotypha africana
Lineage: Eukaryota; Fungi; Mucoromycota; Mucoromycetes; Mucorales; Mycotyphaceae
Exons: 7
Source: RefSeq, a predicted model, not a curated record